Nematolebias whitei (Rio pearlfish) is the source of this 606-nucleotide messenger RNA. RefSeq names its product neuropeptide VF precursor (gene npvf). The transcript has 3 exons. Lineage: Eukaryota; Metazoa; Chordata; Actinopteri; Cyprinodontiformes; Rivulidae. Gene Ontology annotation, molecular function: signaling receptor binding. The record is from RefSeq and is a predicted model, not a curated record. Gene Ontology annotation, biological process: neuropeptide signaling pathway; negative regulation of gonadotropin secretion. Bases 1 to 606 code for a protein of 201 amino acids.
AUGUUGACGAUGGUGAUACUGCUGGCGCUGCUGAUGCUGGGGCGUCUCGGAGGGACAGCAGCGUCUGACCUUCAUGUCUUUGGUAAAUCCAUCCACAACGAUGAGGCCUUGCAGAGCAGCAACGACGACAGACACUCGGUUAGAAAACAGCCUCGUCAGCAGAUGACAAGUGGAAUCCGCAGAAGUCUCGAUCUGGAGAGCUUCAAAAUCCACGUGACGCCGACCACCAGCAAGAUCAGCCUGCCGACCAUCAUCAAGCUGUACCCCCCCACUGCCAAACCCCUCCACAUGCACGUCAACAUGCCCCUGCGCUUCGGCAGGGACAGCAGCGACGACAGGGCGCCCAACUCCAGCCCCAACAUGCCCCAGAGGUUCGGGAGGUCCUGGGAGGUGCUCCAGAUGUGCAGAGAGUGCCGCGACAUCAGAGACGCACCGAGUCCAAUGCUGCCACAGAGAUUUGGAAGAAACGUUCCCUACUGGAGCCUGCUCAGGACUCUGGCCAGCAACCAGUUAUCAAACACUGGUUUGCACUGGACUGAAGAUGUUGACUUUAAAAGAAGUUCAGAAGAAGAUGAUGAAAUGGAAGAAAAAACUUUUCAAGAAUGA